Enterobius vermicularis (human pinworm) is the source of this 1257-nucleotide messenger RNA. The record is from the annotation of a GenBank genome assembly. NCBI's taxonomy places the organism in Eukaryota, Metazoa, Nematoda, Chromadorea, Rhabditida, Oxyuridae.
AUGGCAAAAAGUCCUACAAGAGUUGGAGGGUCUGCAAAAAUACACCUAACGGAACAUCAAAAUCAUAGUCCUAGAAGACCAAUAAUUGUUAAACCGAUUAUGAGAUCUGCACUAACCCACAUUCCUGUUCGCCCAAACAACGACCGACAGAUUAAACUUUCCAGGCAGCCAAAAUCUCAGCAUAAAGAGUCUUGGAGAAACAUCGGUCCUUUGGUAAGUUCUGUUGAUUUCCCAUACACUAGACGAAUGUUCGCUGAAUCUCUGGGCAAUCGUUCAACGGUUAUCCGGCCCGUAGCAAAUAAUAGAGCAAAAAAUGUGAUGAGCAACGUUAAAGUUAGCGGAGUGAAAACAAGUAGUGUAAACGAAACAAUCCACAAUGAGUUGACUCCAUUCUCUUCACCCUCAAAUCCUGAAUCAAAAAAUCUUGUUUCCACACCGACGGACCAAAUUUCGAAUGGAAAAGGCUUUGUGUUGAAAGAAUGGACAACUCCGGCACCAGAAGAGAAACCUGAAACUUAUGAUUAUCACAAUCGAACGCCAUCACCUCUUAAGAAAUACAAAUUCACCCAGAAACUGAGGCAGCGUCCAAGACUUCGAAUUCGCCGGCCUGGUGAGGUACAGCGUGGGGAACAUACUUCUUCAGUAAAUCAAGCGCUGUCGCUUCCUCAGCUAGCACCUUUCUUGCCACCAGAAGGUCCAGAAAAGCCUCAGCGUGAAGUAUAUCCUCGUAGAAAGAUGGAAACAGAACUCAGUAGCGAAAAACAGUACAACGGAUCACCAUUCGGAAAAAGCGGUUUUGGAGGUGGCAGCGGUUUAUUCGGUGGAGACAGUGCUCCUCCUCCAGAAGUAGAUUUCAGCUCUGGAGGUUUUGGAAUUGCCGGGGCAGAACAGUCAAGAAGAAGCUUCGUUCCAGAGCAAGUUACGCCUAGAAUAGUAAAUUCAAAAACACCUGUAGACGAACCGGAACGGAAAACUGAAGAGGUUAAACCACCACCGCCAAAACCAACAGAACCGCCACCUGAGAAGUUUGUCAUCCCGCAAAACUCUGGUCUACGUCCUGUUGCUCCCCCUCCAGAAUUUCAAGGUGGUUUCGGCAACAGUAACUCUGCUCCACCAUUUGAAUCAGGACCGGGUUUCGGAGGCGGAAGCGGAGGAGGGUUUGGAGGAGGCAGCGGAGGAGGAUUUGGAGGAGGCAGUGGAUUUGGUGGGAGUGGCGGAAUAGGCAACGGACCUCCUGAGCCAGCAAAUAAUAAGAAC